UGAUGGAGGGGGGCGAGAGGGAUUGAUGAGAGUGGAUACGAUGGAAGAGAUGCUGCCUGACCUGCUGAGUUUUGCUAGCAAUUUCUGUUUUUGCAUGUAAGGAUAAGAUUCCUCAGUCAAAAGUCAACUUCUUAACUGUUCUAAUUCCAUUUACUAGCAAUUAGCCUUAUGUCUUGGCAUCACAAGUGUACACAGAACAUAGAACAGUACAUGUAAAUACUACUUGGGCCUCCAGUAAACGGUGAUGGAGUAGGGCUUCUGAGCUUAUGGCUUGUCCAUUCUCUGUUUUUAUUGUGUUUUUUCCCCUUUUAUUUCACUUACCUCUUGCUGAAAAGCACGGUUGAGACAAUGGUGAGUAAGCCCAGUGUGGAUUCAUCAUGCCAGUGUUAGGGGCAGGUUUGGGUUCCUGGAGGUUUCUCCAUUGAUGAGGUGGCCCUAGCACUUCUGAAGCAGAUGCAAGUUUGGACCCAAUACAAGACCUGGCAGCAUCAGCAAGGUAGUACCAAAGCAGACUCAUGAUGGCAGUGGCAGAGUGAAGUCUGUGCCAGUACAGUACCAGGCAGUGUCAGAGGUGUCUGUGUUGCAAAGGCCCAGUGAGGACUAAUAGUGGUGAGGGUGUCAGUGGAGGCAAAAUUACACCAAAGAUUUUUGUUCCAGUGGCAAACCAAAGGAGACUUGAUCCUGGUCACCUGGCACAUGACCUAGCACUUAACAAGAAGAGUUGUAGGGUCAUAGAGAUAUACAGCACAAAACAGACCCUUCAGUCCAACUCAUCCAUGCUGACCAGAUAUCCCAAAUAAAUCUAAUCGCAUUUGGCCCAUAUCCCACUAAGCUCUUCCUAUUCAUGUACCCAUUCAGAUGCCUUUUAAAAUGUUGUAAUUGUACCAGCAUCCACCACUUACUCUGGCAGCUCAUUCUGUCAUGCACCACCCUCUACGUGAAAGAGUUGCCCUUUUAUAUCUUUUCCCCCUCUCACCUUAAACCUAUGCUCUCUAGUUUUGGAUUCCUCCACUCCAGGGAAAAGACUCUGCCCAUUUACACUUUCUAUGCCCCUCGAUUUUAUAAACCUCUGUAGGGUCACCCCUCAGGCUCCCAUGCUCCAGGGAGAAGAGCCCCAGUCUAUAUAGCCUCCCUAUAGCUCAAACCCUCCAAUCCUUGCAACAUCUUGUAAACCUUUCAAGUUUCACAACAUCCUUCCUAUAACAGGGAAAUCAGAAAUGCACACACUCUUCAGGUAGUGGCCUAACCAAUGUCCCAAAGAGCAACAACAGGAUCACCCAACUCCCAAACUCUUAUGCAUCAACCAACAAAGGCUCGCUGAGUUUCUGCAUGAGAAAAGAAGCUCGAUAGGUGACAAUGUGGGCUGUGAGUGGGUGAAAACGUGCUUGGCUCUGCCGAAAGCAACCCGUGACACUGUCAGGAGGUGUUGUUGCUCUCAAAUGAUAUGGAGCCCUGAGGGGCUGGAAAAUGUCCUGGGGAAGAAAGGUGAGGUGUUUUUUUUUCCUUGACUGACUGCCUCCACACCCUGUUCUUCAGCUCCGAAGAAAGGUCAUCGCUCGACUUCAAACACUAACGCUGCUUUAAAAAAAAUUCUCUCUUUUGCUGCCAAACCUGCUGCUCCGGUCCUUCAGCUCGUCCUCUCAGGCGCCGCCUUCCCCGCCAAAAAAAAACUUUAGCGUCGGGCAAUUAAAGGGGCGGGAACAGCCAGCGAGAGAGAAAUAAAUCCGCCGUCAGAAAAAAAACAAUCCAUCAGUGAUCACCAGCGGCGUUAAGAUGGCGGCUGGAGGUGUUAGAUUCUGGUGCGUUUUAACCUUCCUGCAGCUUCUGCUGGCCUGCGGCGCGGCCCGGCGGCCCUUGGUCACUUCGCAGACGCUGCACGGGGCUGCGGCUGGCGACCCUCAGGAGCGGGGCUUCUUCACGGUGGCGGCCGGCUUCAGCCACCGGAGUCCGGGCACGGUGCUGCCGCCGGACCGCGACCACAUUCGGGGCAACCUGAGGGAGCAGAACUACCGCCACCGGUGGCGCAGGAGCAUAGACCGAAAGGAGCAGCUGCAGGUCUUCGGACAGAUGAACCUCAAUGAUUCACACAAUCAAAUGGUUGUUCACUGGGCUGGAGAAAAGAGCAAUGUGAUAGUGGCGCUUGCCCGGGACAGUCCGAUUUUGCAGGGACCUCACACCAGUUCUGUGUAUGUUUCAUAUAAUUAUGGAAAGACCUUCAAGAAAAUCAAUGAGAAGUUCAAGCUCAAAGAUGAAUCAAAAAGCCAAACAGUUAUUGCUCAGUUUUAUCAUAGUCCAGCAGAUAAUAAACGGUACAUGUUUGCAGAUAUCAAAAAUCACUACUUGUGGAUCACUUUCAACUUUUGUAAUGAUAUUCAAGGCUUCCAAAUUCCAUUCAGUCCUACUGAUCUUCUUAUGCAUAGUCAGGAUUUGAAUCUUGUGCUGGGAUAUGACAGUUCUCAUCCAAACAAACAGCUUUGGAAAUCGGAUGACUUUGGACGAACUUGGAUUUUGAUUCAAGAGCAUGUCAAAUCUUUCUACUGGGGUGUGGAACCAUAUGACUUGCCUACUACAGUUUAUGUUGAACGACAUGAGCCAAUGGGUUCUUCGAGUGUCAUUAAAAGCACAGACUUCUUUCAGACUGAUGAAAAACGUGAGAUCCUGUUGGAAGGAGUUGAUGACUUUCAGUUACAAGACAAAUACAUGUUUGCCACAAAGAAGGUGCAUCUCCUAGGGAGCAGUGACCCAGUGACAGUACAGUUAUGGGUCUCAUAUAAUCGGAAACCCAUGAAACGAGCACACUUCCUCACAAGAUUUCAUAUAGAGGAGUAUUAUGUGGCUGAUGCAUCAGAAGAUCAGGUGUUUGUUUGUGUCAAUGUCAACAGUAAUGUGACCAAUCUCUAUAUCUCUGAAGCAGAGGGCCUGAAAUUUUCCCUUUCUCUGGCAAAUGUCCUGUAUUACAGUCCAGAAGGUGCCGGAAGUACAACUCUCGUGAGAUACUUUGCAAAUGAGCCAUUUGCAGAUAUUCAUCGUGUAGAAGGACUACGGGGCGUCUACAUUGCCACCCAGAUGAACGGGUCUUACACUGAGGAGAACAUGAGAUCAGUGAUAACUUUUGAUAAAGGUGGAACCUGGGAACUGUUGCAGGCACCAGCCUUUGGUAGUGAUGGUGUUAAAAUCAACUGUGAGUUAAACCAAGGAUGUUCACUCCAUCUGGCACAGCGUUACAGUCAAUUGCUGAACUUCCAGCUUCGCAGAAUGCCCAUUCUUUCCAAAGAGUCAGCACCAGGCCUGAUUAUUGCUACAGGUUCCAUUGGGAAGAACUUGGCAAACAAACCAAAUGUUUAUGUCUCAAGUAGUGCUGGAGCUCGAUGGCGUGAGGCCCUUGAAGGUCCCCACUAUUAUUCUUGGGCUGACCAUGGAGGCAUCCUGUUAGCAAUUCCUCAGGGCUCCCCUACCACUCAACUGAAGUACAGUACCAAUGAGGGAGAGACAUGGAAGAUUUUUAACUUCACUCAAAAGACUGUUGUUGUAUAUGGAUUACUUACUGAGCCUGGAGAGAAAAGCACGGUCUUCACAAUAUUUGGCUCAUAUGCCCAACAGUCCCAUAGUUGGCUAAUACUACAGAUCAAUACAACAUUAGCAUUGGGAGUACCUUGUUCUGAGACGGAUUACAAACUGUGGUCUCCCUCUGACGAGCAUGGGAAUGAAUGUUUGCUUGGUCGGAAAGUUGUGUACAAGCGAAGAACUCCACAUGCCACCUGCUUUAAUGGUGAAGACUUUGACAGACCAAUUACAGUUAACAACUGCUCCUGUACGAGAGAAGACUAUGAAUGUGACUUUGGCUUCAAGCUGAGUGAGGACUUGUCGUCGGAGGUCUGUGCACCUGAUCCAGAAUUCACGGGCAAUAUGUACGCUCCCCCUGUCCUCUGCCCAGUUGGCUCCACGUACAAGCGAACAAAAGGUUACCGAAAAAUUUCAGGCGAUACCUGUAGUGGAGGUGAUGUUGAGGCUCGUUUAGAGGGUGAAGUGCUGCCCUGCCCCGUGAGAGAGGAAAAUGAGUUCCUACUUUAUGCUCUCAGGAGCUCUAUUCAUCGCUAUGAUCUUUCCAAGGGCACAGAUGAGGUACUGCCACUUCAGGGUCUACGAGGCACUGUAUCUUUGGAUUUUGAUUAUGAAAAUAACUGCAUUUAUUGGGCAGAUAUUUCACAGGAUAUUAUCCAGCGUUUGUGCUUAAAUGGAAACACUACUCAGGAUAUAGUAAUCAAAGAUGGUCUACAAACUGUGGAAGCAUUGGCCUUUGAACCCAUCAGUCAGCUUCUUUACUGGAUAGAUGCCGGAGCCAAGAAACUGGAGGUUUCAAAUCCUGAUGGAGAUCUUCGUCUUACUCUGCUGAAUUCCACUGUAUUAGACCAUCCACGGGCACUUGUGCUAGUUCCUAAUGAAGGCCUGAUGUUUUGGACAGAUUGGGGUGACGAUGCUCCAGGCAUUUACAGAAGCGGGAUGGAUGCAUCUAAUGUCACGCGAAUCAUCACUACUGGCAUUAAAUGGCCUAAUGGGAUUACAGUGGAUGGUUCUUGGAUCUACUGGACUGAAGCCUAUGUUGACCGAAUUGAACGAGCUGAUUUCAAUGGCCAUCAGAGAUCUGUAGUGAUACAGAACCUUCCCCAUCCAUAUGCCAUUAGUGUUUUCAAGAAUCAGAUCUACUGGGAUGAUUGGUCUGAAAUGAGCAUCUUCAGAGCAAAUAAGCAUGAUGGCUCUGAUGUGGAGCCCCUGGUUACUGGCUUAACUGGAGUCAUGGAUAUGAAGGUUUUCUACAAAGACAAGACAACAGGGGAGAAUGCAUGUACGGAGAAGACUUGCAGCUUGAUCUGUCUUCCCAAACCGUUUGGUAAGAGAUGUGUGUGCCCUGAGGGAGUGAAGAGCACAAUUUUACCAUCUGGAGAUGUUCGUUGUGAGUGCCCCCAUGGUUACUCACUAAGAAAUAACAUCUGUGUGCGACAAGAACAUACCUGUCUGCCUAACCAGUACAGGUGCUCCAAUGGCAAAUGUAUCAGCAGCAUUUGGAAAUGUGAUAAUGAUAAUGACUGUGGUGACUAUAGUGACGAAAGAAAUUGUCCAACGGCUGCGUGCGAUCCUGACUCUCAGUUUAAAUGUCGGUCAUCUGGGGUGUGCAUUCCACUUUCAUACAGAUGUGAUCGUGAAGAUGACUGUGGGGAUGAUAGCGAUGAGGAACAGUGCUCUUUGAACAACUGUAAGAGUGGUGAGUUCACUUGUGCCACUGGCAUGUGUAUACGCUUGUCUUGGAGAUGUGAUGGGGACAAUGACUGCCGAGAUUGGUCAGAUGAACUGAACUGCACUUCAAGUAAACACACUUGUGACUCCAGCAACUUCUCAUGCCGCAAUGGACACUGUAUCCCACGUAGGUGGAUUUGUGAUGGGGAUGAUGAUUGCCGUGAUGGAUCUGAUGAAGAUUUAACUCUCUGUGGAGAGGCGCCCUGUAAUGGAUUUAGCUGUGAUAAUGGUAGCUGUAUUGCGAUGAUCAAGCGUUGCAAUGGUGUACCAGACUGUUUGGAUAGAUCAGAUGAGCAAAACUGCAAUCCAUUGUGUUCUCAGUAUAUGGAUUUUGUCUGCAAGGACAGUCGUGGAUGCCUACACAACUUCAUGGUGUGUGAUGGAACCCCACAAUGCGAAGAUGGUUCAGAUGAAGAUCCAAACUACGCUCACUGUUCCCAGACAGGAGAGUUCAACAGGACUUGUGAACCCUUCAAUUUCAGAUGCUUGAAUGGGAUGUGCAUUAGCAUGGAAUGGAAGUGCGAUGGGGUCGAUGAUUGUGGAGACUACUCUGAUGAAGCAAAUUGCCAAAAUCCUACUGAAGCACCUUCUUGCUCAAGAUAUUUUCAUUUCACCUGUCGGAAUGGAAAUUGUGUUCCAACAUGGUGGAAGUGUGAUCAUGAGAAUGACUGUGGAGACUGGUCUGAUGAAGAUGACUGUCCUGGUUGGAAUCCUGCUCAACAUACGACUAAGGCUCCUUUGAGUUGUGGUCCCAACCACUUCCGAUGUAAUGUUGGAGGAUGUAUUAUAAACAGUUGGGUGUGUGAUAGAUAUGAAGACUGCAUGGAUGGUUCUGAUGAGGAAGGCUGUCCCACUUUUCCAGCAGCAAGCGUGACAACCACUUCCACCACUACUGUCCACCCAGCUGGAAAGUGUAGCUCUUCAGAAUUCCGUUGCGUUCGAGGCCAUAAUUGUAUCCCCAACUGGAAGCGAUGUGACAGCCACAGGGACUGCCGCGAUGGCUCGGAUGAAGUCAACUGUCCUACCCAUGUUCCAUUACGGUGUUUGAAUGAAACGGUUUGUGAGGAUGGAGAGACUUGCAUAAGCCAACUGGAACGCUGUGAUGGAUUUCUGGACUGCUCUGAUAACAGUGAUGAGAAGAACUGCUCAGCUGAUAAUGUAUCAUACAAAGUUCAAAAUUUACACUGGGCAGUUGAUUUUCGUGGUGCAAUUUCUUUAAUGUGGGAGCGACCAAAGAAUUUGCCACCAUCGUGUACCUCUGUUGUACUGUACAGUUUGGUUGGUGAUAACUGGAAGAGCUUGGAUGCUGGUGACAAAACUACAGUUGUUAUAACUGUUAUGAAACCUGACACAACCUACCAACUGAAAGUACAAGUGCACUGCCUUCUGAAGAUCUACAGCCCAACUGAUAGUAUUAUAUUGCGUACACCAGAGGGCUUACCUGAUCCACCGCAAAACCUCCAGUUGUCUUAUAGCGAAAUGUAUGAUGGUACUAUAUUCUGCCAGUGGAGUCGCCCCAUCAAUGCACAUGGCCUGAUUCGGGAGUAUAUUGUGUCAUACAGCAAGCAAGGAUCGAAUGUAUGGACUUCCCUGGAAUCCACUGAAAACCACACAAACAUCAGAAAUUUGGAGAUGGAUGUUAUGUAUGUAGUCAGGGUUGCAGCUGUUACAAGUUAUGGGAUUGGAAAGUGGAGUGAAUACAAAAAAAUUAUGACAAAGAAAGGUCAAGCAAUUCCUGUGCCAACAGUUACAGUCACAAGUAUAAAGGAAGAUUCUAUUGACUUGAAAUUACAGAUGGAAGCCAGUAUUAAGGUGGCAAGUUAUGCAGUUGAUGUGUCAUGGAUAUUUGAUACUCAUAUAAAAGAGAAGUGGUCAUGGGUUGUUGAUACAGUUCGAAAAGUUGAUGGGCCAGUUACCUUACCCAUUUCCAAUUUAACUGCUGGUACAAAUUAUGAGAUUUCCACCUGGGCAAAAACUGAUGCUGGUGAUAGCCCGAUCUCUUUCGUACAUAUUAAAACAAAAGGAACCAGUCCAGCUCCUCCGAAACUUAAUGCAGUUCCAGUCAAUCAGACUACUGUGGAGUGCUCUUGGAAUGGUCCAAAGAAUGUGGUUUAUGGAGUUUUCUUUGCUACGUCAUUCUUGGAGUUGUACCGAAAUCCUAAAAAUGUCACAUCAAGUGUUAAUAACCUAACGGUGACUGUGAGCAGUGAUGAGCAGUAUCUGUUUUUGGUUCGUGUUGUCAUCCCAUAUUUUGGACCACCUUCCGAAUACAUUGUUGUUAAAAUGAUUCCUGAUAACCGACUGCCACCUCGCCACUUACAUGUCGUAAAAGAGGACAAGACAUUUGCUGUACUGAAGUGGCAACCUCCGUAUGACCUGCUGAAUGAACGUUUAACCUAUGCAGUUCUAGUGAAAGAUACUAUCCGUAAAAGUGAGAAGAAUUACAAAGUGAGCUCAAUGAACAACACAGUAGAAUAUAUAGUGAAGCAACUGGAACCAGGUGGAAAAUACAGUGUUGUCAUCAGACUGCUUAACAUGAGCAAGGAAACAAGUGUCUCUUUAAACCCAGUUCCUCUGUCAGCACCAGAGUCACUGAAAAUCUUACUAGAGAAAGACCACAUCCUGCUGUUCUGGAAAAGCCUCAAAUUAAAAGAAAAGAACUUUAAUGACAGCAGGGGAUAUGAAAUCCACAUGUUUGAUCAUGUGACUAAUACAACGGUAUGCCUUGGGAAUACAACGGAUAACAUCUUCGAGAUUUCUGAUCUGAAGCCUGGUCACAACUAUACAUUCACAGUGCAAGCCAGAUGUUUGUACAAUGGACAGAUUUGUGGUGAACCAGCUUCCCUGCUGUACGAUGAACUUGGAAAUGAUCCAUCAGCUUCCAAAAAUCCCAAAUCCACAGAUGUAGCAGCCAUUGUGGUACCAGUAAUGUUCCUGCUCCUGGUGAUGUUAGGUGUUGGAUUUAUUGUGUUAUAUGUUCGUCAUCGAAGGCUCCAGAACAGUUUCACAGCUUUUGCCAAUAGUCACUAUAAUUCUCGACUAGGAUCGGCUGUGUUUUCUUCAGGUGAUGAGCUAGGUGAUGAUGAAGAUGCACCAUUGAUUAACGGUUUUUCAGAUGAUGUGCCGAUGGUACUUGCAUGAAGAUCUUGCCACGUACAGGCAGUGCAAGAUUUCUUUUGAAGAAGUUUCAGGAGCAGAAAAACCCUUUUUAAAAAAUGCACUUUUCUGAGUUGCAAUACAUUAUUUUUAUAUGGACCAAAAUUUAAAAUUUAUUGCAGUAAGCUGUAAUACGUAGGUAAGAAUGCAAGAUAAAUAGUGCAGUCCUGGUCCCUGACUGUAGGCUUUUGCACAGCUGUGCUUGUGUUCUUCGCCUGCAGGCACCAUUUAAUUUUCAGGUUAAUUGUUUGGUGGAUGUUACAGCUGCAGAUUCUCUUUCUGAUGGUCUGUAGAUGCCGAUGCGUACACAAAAGUUAGGUUUCAGUAUCAAAUCUGAUUUUCCAAGACACCAACAUUGAUUUAAAUCACUUUUUAAAAACUAUAGCAUCAUUAGUGAAAUAUAAUAGUCACACAAAUGAUGUUAACACUUAUACAGUUAUUACAGUGAUUGAAUUUGCUCAAUGAUUUUAAUUUAAAAUUUAAAAUAGUUUGAAGUACCAAAAGGGAAAAUUUGAUCCAUUAUGCAAUAGAACCUCCAAUGGAAGUUGAGUAGUUCAGUGGGGCAGUGCAUUUAAUAUUUUCACUAUUUCUUUGUUUGAAUUUGAUAAUCUGUCAAUAUUUUCACAUCAAAUUGAUAAAAUAAUUUAUAUAAAAAGAGAGGAUGUUUGGCAAAUUGCAGAAUAGUUUCUAGCAACACACAGGUUGCAAAUACGGUCUGCUAUAAUAUUAAAUUUACAUUGCUUGCAGUUUGAAGUCCUGUGGUGUCUACUGUUAAAUCAUGAUAAUUUUAUUGUUAAAUCAUAAUUUUAAUACAGUUAAUGCAUAUCCUAACAAAAUCCAGUUUCAUAAAAACAUCUCUGGUUGCUGCCUUGAUUGAAUCUGGCAUGCAGUCCUAAAAUGAUUCUGUACAGAAGAAACCAUUGAAGAUGGGGCUGCACUUUGAAAGGGUCAUCCAACUAAUCCUGAAGUCCUUUAAUUUUUUUUCCCUUUUUUUUGACAGUUUAACCAAUGCCUUUUUGAAAGUUAUUGCUGAAUCUAUUUCUGUCACCCUUUCAGGCAGCACAUACCAGAUCAUUGUAACUUGCCAUUUUUUUAAAAAGGAAAUAAGAUUUUCUGUAUCUUCCUGCUGACUCGUUUGCCGAUGUCAUGACAGUGUCACUAAUGAAAGUGCACUGAUUCUUGAGCCCCACUACUCCUGAGUUUGUCGCAGAAGUUAAAGAUUUGAGUACUCGAAUUCCCAGUUUACCUGUCUGAUGGAAUCAGCUUAACAGAGAACUCUGACCAGGCUUCUGUACUAAACAAGAAACUGCUAUUUAUUACGAAGAAGCUGGUUCUAACCACAAUUAAGCGAAACAUACUACUUUUUUUUUAAAGCAUACUUUGAUAACAUACAACUGUGCUAUCUGAAAUUUUAACUCCUUAAACUCUCAUACAGUCAGACACAGACAAACAAACAUGAAUCAAGUCUGUGGAGCUGGAUGAACACAGCAGGCCAAGCAGCAUCUUAGGAGCAGGAAAGCUGACGUUUCGGGAAGGGUCUAGGCCCGAAAUGCCAGCUUUCCUGCUCCUAAGAUGCUGCUUGGCCUGCUGUGUUCAUCCAGCUCCACACCUUGUUAUCUCGGAUACUCCAGCAUUAUUAUCUCUUAUUUAUGAAUCAAGUCUUUCUGAUCACCUGUAGUCUUAUUCUUUCCAAGAUCUUUCAAUUCUUUAUUACAGUUACAGGCUACUUGACCCAAUAAUUGUUCAGGUUUUUCAGUAAUUUGUUAGAAGCAAUAGCUUCUAGGAAAUGGUGGGAGAGGAUGGCUAGUUAUCUUCCAGAUUUUGCUUACUUCACUGUAGAGAGAGAGAGAGACCGUUUCCCUGGUGUAGUCAGGAGGCUUCUUCACAUGCUGUCUGUUUACGUGGCCAGGAACUAAACAAGAGUUGUCAUGAUGUUGUCUCCUGGCCUCCAAUCUGGUCCUGAUUGGUUUGUCAGUCGGCAAUCUGCCUUGCUGUGCACGCACUCUCUCGGUGCCAUGGUGUCUUCGACAUCAUCUCCAUACCCAACUGCUUAAACAGUGAACAAAACAGCAAAAACACAACUCACAGUGAGUUCCAGUAACUUGUUUUCAGAUUUGCUGGAUUACUCCUUCAGUCCUUGGUUUAAAACUUGUUUUCAAAUUUGGCCCAUGAUCCAAAAUGAAGAAAAAUAAUUAUAUUAAUUAUAAAAGUAAAAUAUAAAAAUAAUUAUACUAAUUACUGGAAUGUUUUUGAAUAAGCGUACUGUUUCUUCAUUGUGGGACGUUCUGUUUUUCAAGGGAUACCCAAGUUUCUGUUAAAAAGAAAAUUGAUACGUUCAUGUUCUGUAUGUGUUUCUGAUGUCUUCACUCAGACAUCAAAUUCCAUCAUCUUAAUGAAAUAAUUUAAUAUUCUUCAGUUUUUUUAAUCCAACUGCAUGUGUUUUUAACCAAAAUAUAUUAUUUUGAAUCUAAUCAUCUUGUAGAAUCUCUCCAGCCACACAACCUGCGUAUAAACCAGUCUCUUGCACUUUUGAGCUAGACGCGGUUGUCUGAAGAGCUUGCAACUGCCCGCUAAUCGAUGGCAUUGGAGCAGUAGUUCUUUUGUUUGGCUUGAAGCCAGGAUUGGCAGAAAAAAGUCUUUGUGUCCUUUGCAGGAUUUCUUGGUAGCCCAGGAACUUGUGUGUGUGCAGAUAGGUCAGAACAAAUGUUCCAGUUUUGUUUGUCUUGCAAUUAACUCUAACUAAUUGAAAUAGAAGUGUUCAUUAAAAGAUUGUUAUUAUUCUGUUACAGCCAUCAGAGCACACUCACUCUCACUCUGUCUGUCUCUAUUUACGUCCCUACACCUCACGCACCCCAAAAUUCAAUAUGCUGUCCCAACAAUUUAUGAUUCACAUCAACACCUGGACUAUAACUGUGAAAUUAAAUUGUUUUCAUCCUUUUAACUGGGAUAAGUUCAUAGACCAUCCAUAAGUUGCAUUUGGCAAAUUUAUGCUUUUAAAUUUUCAUUGUAGAAAAAUCAAACAAUCUUUGUUACAGUGAGAGAUUAUAAAUUCAGUGGUUAUAUUUUUGAAUUGACAUACACAUUGAAUUUAGUAGAUUUGAUUUUAAUUGUCUAUAGUUCAUAACAGAGACUACAAUGUAAUGAUACAUGAUUAAAUGAUGACUGAAGCCAAAUGCUUGAGUUCGUUUUAAGUUUUAGAUUUUAAUUGGUGAGGCAUGAUGAUAGCUUGGCCAUCAGAAACAGAGUGCAGUUUUAGUUUUGAUCCUGCUACAAGGCUGCUGGGAGUUGCCAAUUAUGUGUCAUUUUCUGAUCAUGGUUUCAACAUUAGUCAGAAUAUAAUUAUUUUAUUGUUGCUAAAGGAUGUGUGAAAGGGUACAGUUCUCCAAAUUUUACACAGAUGCCCAACACGCUGCAAGCUUGUACUAAUUCCCUCCACUGGACCAAAUAUUCCAUGAGUCACACUGCAAAAACAGUCAGAAAGCUAUAGGUUUGUUUUCUCUGUCUAUCGUUCAACCCCAGCUAUAAAGGAUGAGGAAGCAUUUAUGCCAUCACUAUAGGCCAACUGCGAAAUCUGUUAAAGUAUGGUGCCCUGGUUGUUUCCUAAUUGCAGUGUACAUGAUGGUUGCAGUUCUUAAAGGGUUGUUGGUUGGAUCUUCAAACUUACCUCUUCUAACAACUAAAUUGCAGUUGGCUUUCCGUCAGACCAAACAAACUAAAUUACAGAAUUUUCCAAUAUUGUCCUUCAUAAUUGUACUUUGUUGAGGAAGGAUUUAGAAUCAUUAUUCCAUGUUUUUGUGGUUCUUCAGUAGUUCUGAGUCAUAUUUUUUACUGGAAAAAAACCUGAACUGCCCACAUCAAAUAUAAAUGAUGUCCCUUAUACCCUCUUAACCAUGUAAUGUAAUUCUGCAAAUAUGUUUACAUAAUUUGAAUUGUCAAUGAAAUGUCGAACAACUCUAAUGUCCCUUGUGAAAAAGCAUUUACUGUUCAAUUCUAUUUUGGCAAACCUGCAAAUAAUGUGUCACAAAUAGAGAACUGCAGUUGGUUCUUUUAGCAUGUUUCUUGAUUUCAGAAAGUAGAUUUGGUCUAACUAGUAAUUCAUACUUCUGUCAAUCAGAGCUUUUGUCACUUUGCCUCUUGAGCAUAGCUGUAAACUAUUAAAAAGAACUUACAUAUGACAAGUGUCUUAACUGUAAUUUUGCUCAAAUGAAUGGGUUUACUUAUAUAAACAAAUAUGAGGACAAAUAUCGCAAAAGAAUUUUGAAAAUUCAUCUCCCUUUUCAAAAAUAUCAAAGUGUAUAGUUUGGAUCACACUAACACACAGCCUUGGCUAUUUCCCUACUGUAUGGUCAUGCUGAACUUGAUCACAACCUGUGUGGAAUUUUUGCCAAAUGUGCAUUAUGUGAAGGAAAAAAAAAUGUUCUUUUGGUAAUUGUGUUUCUUCUUGAGCUGGCAAGCCACUCUGUGAUUGCUGACAACCUGCUGUCUUGCAUUAGUUUAGCUUCACUAUGUGGUAGUGUUUAGGUCUGUGUUAUAGUUACUAUCUGAAAUGGAGCCAUUUUUAUUGAUCUAUAAUUUGUUUGCAUUUUAUUUAAGUCACAUGAAUGUACUAUUUUACUGCUGGGUGCAUGGAGGGGAAGUCCAGCAGGGCUGCUUGUUUUAACAUAUGGUACUACUUUUAAAAGUUUUGUGUUUUCAUUUAAUUUCUUGCCUUAAAACUGGAGUUUUGUUUUAAGAAAAUGCUUAAAAGCCUUUAAUCAUUCUGCCAUAUCUGCCUUACUGAGUAAAACUUAAGUGGUCUGUAAUUUUGUGCAUCAGCCUUCAAUGAUUCCAAUGUUUGAAUUGCACAUAUGGAUACACAUGGUCAACUCCAUCAGCCAGCCACCAGAACCUGAGUGGUUUUGGUGUGUCCGUUCUGCUUCAUUUUUGUAAAAAAAAAUUGAUUGCUUCGACUUGUAGAGAAGGAAAAUGCAUAUCAAAUUCCAAAGUUGCAGAUUGUACAAUGCACAAUGUACAACGAUGGGGUGUUUUGUAUAAAUGGAAAAUGUUUUUUUAAAAAUGUAAAUUUUGGGAAAUAUUGCUGUGGAUCUAUUUUUAUGUUUGGUAGUGUUUAAUUAAAGCACAGUAGACUGUUUGCAUGGGAAUGUGGAGGGUACCUCCUGUAUAAUGACUACACAAGUCUAGUGUCACAUGAUGUUCUAUGUAAAAAUAAAUGCAACAAAGGAAACCUUGAAUUAAGCAUAGCUGUGCCAGAAAUCAACCAUAUUGGUGGUACUGAAGAAGUCAGGUUCAGAUUUUUCACUGUUUUUGAUUUUCAGGCUGUUGUGCUGUGAGACUUUGCACUAAUAGAAUGUUGGACAAAUUGUGUAACAAAUCUCUGAAUUCUUUAAUCACCAAUUGCUGUACACUUUUGGAAGGGGUGUCAUGUGCUUUAAAUGUGAAUUUUUUUCACUUAAUAAAUCUCACUUGGGUCAAGAA
This is a messenger RNA of Stegostoma tigrinum, 13923 nucleotides long. It is a transcript of the gene sorl1, whose product is annotated as sortilin-related receptor, L(DLR class) A repeats containing. Lineage: Eukaryota; Metazoa; Chordata; Chondrichthyes; Orectolobiformes; Stegostomatidae. Gene Ontology annotation, cellular component: membrane; Golgi apparatus. The coding region runs from base 1774 to 8433 and encodes 2219 amino acids. The transcript has 50 exons. The record is from RefSeq and is a predicted model, not a curated record. Gene Ontology annotation, molecular function: protein binding. Gene Ontology annotation, biological process: protein targeting to lysosome; post-Golgi vesicle-mediated transport; protein retention in Golgi apparatus.